AUGAAUACCCCGCUUGACGAACUACAAUGGAAAUCACCCGAAUGGAUCCAAGCAUUUGGACUAAGAACUGAAAAUGUUUUAGACUACUUCUCUGAAUCACCAUUCUUUGAUAAAACUUCGAAUAAUCAUGUAAUUAAAAUGCAAAGACAAUUCUCCCAGAUGCCAGGAGAGGCUCCACCACCACCCAAUGGCAAACAAGAAAAUGAGAAUGGUUCUCAGGAAAGCAAUGGAUCCGAUACACAAUUUAAUUCAUCAUUAUUACCUCAACAUGAUUUCAAUCAGGGACAAACAGAAUUUAGUCAUGUGGAACCCAGUAGGCGAGAUGUUUUAACAAAAUAUCCGAUGUAUGCUGCAUUAGAGAGAGAACUCUCGAAGUUGAAAGGUGUCGAAUAUGUUCUGGCGUGUGUCAGAGAGCCAGAUUUCUGGAUCAUUAAGAAACAGAACCGUCUUUCAAACAAUGAAACAGAUAUAUUACAAGAUUAUUAUGUUAUUGGUGCAAAUGUUUAUCAGGCUCCUACAAUGUUCUAUAUUAUACAGAAUAGAUUAAUGUCCACAAAUUAUCAUUUAUCGCAGACGAUAAAGAAUUUACAUAAAUUAACACAAUUUCAACCUUCUCAUGGUAUGCAAUUUAAAUCUACUGCAUCGUUAUCUAGUCAAACUGUAAUGCCUAAUGGUUCUACAGUAACGAGUGUCCCUGCGACGGCAGCUACUACGGCCACAACAGGAACAUUUUCUUCGGUGACCACGACGAAUACAGUUGCCCAAACAGCUGGUUCUGCUCAAUUUGAUAGUUCCAGAGCUAGAGAUACAAUUACAAAGGAUAUGAUGGAUAAACUAAUGAUAACAAGCAUAAAGUCCAAGCCGGAAUAUAUUCAAUGA
Maudiozyma barnettii is the source of this 879-nucleotide messenger RNA. RefSeq names its product mediator complex subunit MED6 (gene MED6). The transcript has a single exon. Bases 1 to 879 code for a protein of 292 amino acids. Gene Ontology annotation, molecular function: transcription coactivator activity. Lineage: Eukaryota; Fungi; Ascomycota; Saccharomycetes; Saccharomycetales; Saccharomycetaceae. The record is from RefSeq and is a predicted model, not a curated record. Gene Ontology annotation, biological process: regulation of transcription by RNA polymerase II. Gene Ontology annotation, cellular component: core mediator complex; mediator complex.